Molecule: messenger RNA, 2035 nt
Organism: Odocoileus virginianus texanus
Lineage: Eukaryota; Metazoa; Chordata; Mammalia; Artiodactyla; Cervidae
Gene: PYROXD2
Product: pyridine nucleotide-disulphide oxidoreductase domain 2
Molecular function (GO): oxidoreductase activity
Source: RefSeq, a predicted model, not a curated record
CUGGGCUGCAGCUCCUCCUCUUCCUCCUCCCUGCUCCUCCCCCUGCCUGGAGAGGCACAAAAGGCUGCUUGCAAGCAAAUUCCCAGCCUAGUCCUAGGCAGAAAUGACCGCAUAUGGCCGAGGGCUCAGCAGGGCCAUGGGUGCCUCUCCCCACCCCGCAUGGAGACGAGCUCUCUCGGACACCAGGGGACGCCUGAAGCCUGAGUACGAUGCAGUGGUGGUAGGCGCAGGACACAACGGGCUGGUGGCUGCGGCAUACCUGCAGAGAUUUGGGGUGAACACAGCGGUCUUCGAGAGACGCCACGUGAUUGGGGGUGCGGCUGUUACAGAGGAGAUAAUCCCAGGGUUUAAGUUCUCCCGAGCAUCCUACCUCCUCAGCCUGCUACGACCGCAGAUUUUCUCCGAAUUGGAGCUGAAGAAACAUGGGCUGAGGCUUCAUCUUCGAAACCCCUACUCCUUCACCCCCAUGCUGGAAGAGGGCACAGGGGGCAAAGUGCCCCGGUCUCUUCUGCUGGGCACAGACAUGGCGGAAAAUCAGAAGCAGAUCGCCCAGUUCUCAAGGAAGGAUGCCCAGGCCUUUCCCAAAUAUGAGGCAUUCAUGGAUCGCUUGGCAUUGGCCAUUGACCCUCUGCUGGACUCAGCCCCGGUGGACCUGGAGGCCUUCCAGCGGGGUUCCCUGCUACAAAGGCUCAAGUCGCUGUCCACCCUCAAGCCCCUGUGGCAGGCAGGUUGCAUCCUGGGAGCCCAGCUGCCCCUGUAUUACCAGGUCCUCACAGCUUCAGCCGCCAAGGUACUGGAUCAGUGGUUUGAGUCUGAGCCUCUCAAAGCCACUCUAGCAACGGAUGCAGUGAUUGGAGCCAUGACAAAUCCUUACAUUCCAGGAAGUGGGUAUGUGCUACUCCAUCAUGUGAUGGGAAGUCUGGAGGGGAUUCGGGGAGCCUGGGGCUACGUCCAGGGCGGCAUGGGUGCCCUCUCUGAUGCCAUCGCAAGCUCAGCCACCGCUCACGGAGUCAGCAUCUUCACCGAAAAGACAGUGGCUAAGGUGCAGGUGAGCAGUGGCGGGCGCGUUCAAGGAGUCAUGCUGCAAGACGGCUCGGAGGUGAGGAGCAAAGUGGUGCUGUCCAACGCGUCGCCACAGAUCACCUUCCUGAAGUUGACGCCACAGGAGUGGCUUCCUGAGGAGUUUGUGGCGAGAAUUGCCCAGCUGGACACCCAGUCGCCUGUUACCAAGAUCAAUGUGGCUGUCAACAGGCUGCCUGACUUCCUGGCAGCCCCCAACACUCCCAGGGGCCAGCCAUUGCCCCAUCACCAGUGCUCCAUCCACCUGAACUGUGAGGACACCCUCCUUGUCCACCGGGCCUUUGAAGACGCCCUGGAUGGCCUGCCUUCCAAGAGACCUCUGAUCGAACUCUGCAUCCCUUCCUCGCUGGACCCCACCCUGGCCCCCCCUGGCUGCCACGUCGUCUCCCUCUUCACUCAGUACACACCCUACACGCUGGCUGGAGGCAAGGCCUGGGACGAGCAGCAGAGAAACGCUUAUGCGGACAGAGUGUUUGAUUGCAUCGAGGCCUACGCACCUGGCUUCAAGGGCUCCGUGGUGGGCAGAGACAUCCUCACACCCCCUGACUUGGAGAGAGUCUUUGGGCUUCCUGGGGGGAACGUAUUCCACUGCGCCAUGAGCCUGGACCAGCUGUACUUUGCGCGUCCUGUGCCCCUGCACUCCGGCUACCGCAGCCCCCUCCGCGGCCUGUAUCUCUGUGGCAGCGGGGCCCAUCCUGGAGGAGGUGUCAUGGGAGCCGCUGGACGCAAUGCAGCCCACGUGGUCUUCAGGGACCUCAGGAGCAUGUGACCUCAAACUAACUCUGACCCAGGAAGAUGAAUUCACCCUUGAGAUGUCACUUUCCCAGGAUAUGGCCUGAGGCAAGCAAGUCCUCAAGGCCCAAGCCACUGUUCUAGAAGAAACAUACAAGUCACACGGGGUCCUGGUUAACCUCUCAUCCAAGGCUUCAUGAAUAAACUGGUUUUGCUUUAUAUA